This is a messenger RNA of Trypanosoma theileri, 912 nucleotides long. RefSeq lists its product as uncharacterized. The coding region runs from base 1 to 912 and encodes 303 amino acids. NCBI's taxonomy places the organism in Eukaryota, Euglenozoa, Kinetoplastea, Trypanosomatida, Trypanosomatidae. The record is from RefSeq and is a predicted model, not a curated record. The transcript has a single exon.
AUGUGGCCAAAGUGUUUCUUUUUUGUUUUACUCCUUCUUUCUCUCACGUACACAUUCGUGGCGGAUGCUGUGCUCGUGCCGUUUCCUCCUAACUUUUAUGUCACUAUUGGCACGACAAUUCCAUUUCCCUUAUCUACACCUGUAGCACAAAGCGGUGCUAUUUAUCUUUCUAAUCAGACAAGACAAUUACGCAUUGAUAAUUUCUUUCUUGGAAGCCAAUAUUCAUUUAUUGCAGAUGGUAUUCGACGGCGCGGUUAUAUAUUAGAGACCCACGCCCCUGGAAGUUUUGGUGAGCAGAAUGAAGGAAAACGUAGUUUCUGCCGUACUUUUGAAAUGGCUGGUGAUGUUUCUACGUUUGGGGUACCAGAAGGCUUUGUAAAGCAUGCAGAGAAGAACCUUGUACGGGGUGUUGAGGUUGUGGGAUAUACAGGGUAUGACCGCGAUAGUUCAGGGCCGAUGCAACAGGUAGAGUACUAUGUCCGUAAUGUCACUUUCCGCUUACCAGGACGUGUAAAGGGUACAACAGAAGAUGUUGUCUUUACAAUUCCCUGGCGAAUACAGACGCGCCGACAGCAACAGGCUCUUAAAGAGUUAACAGAUAGUCCUGUUACAGUGCCAAAUUGGCGUUACUUUGGAGGCCCUUUCUUUGACGAAGUAGUUAUGCCUGAUGAACCAUUCACAAAUGAGCUAGAAAGACUGAUGGGGGAUACAACAGUUACUGUUGAUUUUUAUAAUUUUGUCCCUAUUGUGCCGGAUCCAUCCGUGUUUUCAGUACCAUCUGAUUGUGAGGAGGCUGUUGCAGAACCUACAAGUAAUGUGGAUAUUACACUGGCACAACGGCUUUUGGUAGAUUUAAGUUUUUACACUACAGCAGGACGCCAGGUACUUGGGGAGAAGUCCCAGGCCUUGUGA